UUAAAAUCUAAAAAGUAAAUGUUGAUUUUUACCCAUUUUAUAUAAGGACCACCAUUUUGCUAUGCCUUUGUAUAUAAUGGGACGAGCAUGCAUGGAUUUUAGUAUCCACAGAGUUUCUUGGAAACAAAACUUGGUGGAUAACAAGAGUCAGCUGUAUAGGUUUUUAGUGAUAUAUUAGUAAGAAACAUUAGAGAAUACAAUUCGGGGAUCACCCUACCCAGAGGAAUAGUAAAUAUAUUAUCAGUUGGCCAGAAUCAAUGAAGAACUAUCCAGCAUCUAGCAAAUUAGAAUCAUAGAAGCAUAGAAUAGUAGAGUUGGAAGAGACCUCAUGGGCCAUCUAGUCCAACCCCCCGCUAAGAAGCAGGAAAUCACAUUCAAAGCACCCCCGACAGAUGGCCAUCCAGCCUCUGCUUAAAAGCUUCCAAAGAAGGAGCCUCCACCACAGUCCGGGGGAGAGAGUUCCACGGCCGAACAGCCCUCACAGUGAGGAAGUUCUUCCUGAUGUUCAGGUGGAAUCUCCUUUCCUGUAGUUUGAAGCCAUUGUUCCGUGUCCUAGUCUGCAGGCCAGCAGAAAAUAAGCUUGCUCCCUCCUCCCUAUGACUUCCCCAAAUUAACAAAAUAACAAUGAGGCAUUCCAGUUCCAUUACCAUAGGCCCACCCACAUCACAUAUUUAUAGCACUGGUAUUACAUUUAACUCCCAUGGUUCUAUCCUAUAGCAUCCUAGAACUGGUAGUUUGGGAAGAGACAUUCAGGCUACUCAGCCAGAGUACAUUGGGGCCUCAUCAAACUAUGGUUCCCAUAGGGUGGAACCAUGUCCAUAAAAUGGAAUAAUAGUGCUAUAGUGUGAUGUGAAUGUACCCCUAGAGGAGUGUGAACUUCUGACUUAUGGGCAAGACCUUCCCUGCCCUAUAAAGCUUCCUGUCUUCCAGGCUUUCUAAAGUCCCAUGCUGAAUGAGAGAAGUCUCCAUCACCCAGCAUAUAGAGGGAUGCAAGGAAAGACUGGCCUCCCAUCCCAAAAUGCUUUUUUUACAAUAGAAAAAGACUGGUGAGACCAACUCACUAUUCAUUUAUUGUCAGCUGAUCCCAAUAAAAAUCAAUAUUAUGUUAUGAACUGCUGUUUUUCAGUAUAUGUGGGAGAAGUACUACUCAACAUUUUUCACAUUAUGAUAGAUGUUUUUAAAGGACAAAACUAUGAUCUUUAAACCAGACAGUUCCCUCAUUGCAAAGUCUAAUCUAUGCCUUUCUCCCCUAUUUGACAUUAGCCCAAUCAUUGAUGGACAAAAAGUUACUAACUCACAAAGCCCCUUUAUCCAUGAGCUUUGCAUGAGAGUUUCAGAUCAAAAUAGACAGCCAAUGAUUUUCCUCUCUCACUACCAAUGUGCGUAAAGCUGUUUCCUCCUCUGAGUUUUUUUUCCUUUUAGCAGUGAAAUUUUGCAGCAAUUUCCUGUUCCCAGAAAUGGUUUUAAUCAACUCACAUUGUCCUCUCAAACCAAAGUGUCUAAGGCAGAAAGAGCAGUUCAGGAUUACAAGGUGUAUAAGGAAAAUAGAAAGAAAUGAAUGAAUGAAGUCUGUGCUUUUUAAUGGAGCAUAGUCAUUAUUUGCAUAAGAGCUAAUAGUUCACCAUUUUGGAGGAGGAGCAAUAAGAAGAAACCAUACACAUCUCCCCAUCUGGCACCAGGUAUUCCUAACGGAAGCAUGAACUGUACUGGUGAAUAUAAUAAUACGUGUGAAAUAGAUCACAGACUUGAUAAAUAUUUGUUUCCUGUUCUCUACAGUCUUUUGAUGAUCAUCAGCAUCCCCACCAACCUUGUGUCUCUUUUCAUUUCCUGCUGCCAAGUGAAGAAAAAAAAUGAGCUAGGUAUAUAUCUCCUAUGUCUAUCUUUAGCUGAUCUACUUUACACUCUAACUCUGCCUCUAUGGAUUAAUUAUGCACAGAAUGGAGAUGACUGGAGAUUUUCUUUUCAACUUUGCAAGUUGUCUGUUUUCCUUAAAUACCUAAAUUACUACACAAGUUCAGGAUUUCUCACCUGCAUUUCCCUUGAUAGAUACUUAGCUGUGGUUCAUCCACUAAGGUUCCAUUAUUUACGGACAAGAAGAGCCGCCUUACUGAUCUCUGCCUUAGUUUGGGCCUUUGAAAUCAUGUCAAACUAUCAGUUUCUAAAUGAGGAGGAGAUAUUUGAAGAACAAAACCUCUCACAACAUAUCAAACACAUUUUGUGCUAUGAUACAUACCCUCUUCAAAAAUGGCAAGCUUGGAUGAACUUUUAUCGAGUCGGAGUGGGAUAUGCGAUCCCUUUGAUUAUCAUGGUGUUCUGCUACCAGAAAAUAUACCGAGCUGUGGAAAAUAAUCAAGCAACACAUGAGCGUGACAAGAGGAAAAUCAAAAACUUAUUGUUGAGCAUCAUUGUCACUUUCUUUCUAUGUUUCACUCCUUACCAUGUUGUUCUGUUUUUGCGAAGCAUCUUGGAGCCAUGUAACUGCUUUGUUGCCAAACAGAUGUUCCUACCCUACAGAAUCACAACUGCACUUACAAGCAUAAAUUGUAUAGCUGACCCAAUUCUCUAUUGUUUUGUGAGUGAAACUGGAAGAACAGGGAUCUGGAACAUGUUCAAGUGUGACUUUCCUGCCAGCCGACCUGAGGAGGUACAACAGACACAAAACUUUGCUGUGUCCAACAGUUCACAGGAUAAAACUAACAAGAUCCCAGAAUCAACAACUGUCUUAUAAAUAUAACAUUAAUAUAUAAAUAUAUAACAUUAAUAUAAGGCUGUUCUGACAAUACAAUCUGCCCUCCACAUUUACAGGUUUCACUUUGUGGAUACAACCAUUUGUGGUUAAUUCGUAUUUUCACGCUGUUGCCCGUUUUUGGUCAAAAGAUAUUUAGCCGCUUGUGCUCCCUCUAUUUUUAUUGGUUUUAUACUAAUUUAUGCAAUGCUUUUAAUAUGAAAUAAAUAAAUAUGUUCCUUGUAUUUUUUGGACCAGAGGUUGACCACAGAGUUGCCCAGAAAGAACUAGAUAUGUAUUGUCAAAGGCUUUCAUGGCCUGAAUCACUGGGUUGCUGUGAGUCUUUCGGGCUGUAUGGCCAUGUUCCAUAAGCUUUCUCUCCUGAUGUUUCACCCACAUUUGUGGCAAGCAUUCUCAGAGGUUGUGAGGAUGCCUGCCACAGAUGUGAGUGAAACGUCAGGAGAGAAAGCUUCUGAAACAUGGCCAUACAGCCUGAAAGACUCACAGCAACCCAGAACUAGGUAUUUCUGGAAUAGUGUACCCUCCGGUUAAAAAAAUAGUGGUUUCCCCACUUUUGUGAAGGUCUUGUUGCCCUAACCCCUAUAAAAGUGGAAGACCUACUGUCCAUAUUACAGGAAAUGACAAUAUGGUUACUUGAAAGACAGCCUCUCUCCUUUAUGCUACCAAAUAAGAUUUCACAUUGCUGCCAUUCUAUCUUUUUGUAUGGAAGAUGUUAUCAUUAAACCUGAAGCAGAAUCCUAGUCCAAUAACAGAAAUACCCUUAGUAAAUUCGGGUUGGCCUUACCAAGCUGCUUGCUUGCAAACUAUUAGGGAAAAUUGCUUAAAAUAAGAUGCCCUGGGUCAAUGCUUACCAUAGCAUUAUAAGGUUAAUGCUAAUACCUAUGGCAGUAGAGGCUUUUGCAUGGGUUACUGGGACAGUAUGCAAUAAUAUGCUAAAAUGUGGGUGCCAAUCUUUUCUUAUUUCAUUCUUUUAUAUGGGAAUAAACAUUUCCAAAAACUUC
Anolis carolinensis (green anole) is the source of this 3747-nucleotide messenger RNA. RefSeq names its product G protein-coupled receptor 65 (gene gpr65). Gene Ontology annotation, cellular component: membrane. Gene Ontology annotation, biological process: G protein-coupled receptor signaling pathway. Gene Ontology annotation, molecular function: G protein-coupled receptor activity. Bases 1697 to 2728 code for a protein of 343 amino acids. The record is from RefSeq and is a predicted model, not a curated record. The transcript has 2 exons. Lineage: Eukaryota; Metazoa; Chordata; Lepidosauria; Squamata; Anolidae.